This is a messenger RNA of Boeremia exigua, 2172 nucleotides long. RefSeq lists its product as uncharacterized. NCBI's taxonomy places the organism in Eukaryota, Fungi, Ascomycota, Dothideomycetes, Pleosporales, Didymellaceae. The annotation marks the transcript as partial. The record is from RefSeq and is a predicted model, not a curated record. The transcript is spliced from 2 exons.
AUGUCGAGCGCCUUGUCGAAGACGCCGCCGCCGACGGCAGAGCUCCGUCUGAUUCAAGCCAUCUCUGAGUUUGAAGCUGAUCUCUCGAGCAUAGAAAAGGCGAAGUAUCGUACACUAAAAUCGCAAUCGCUUUCAACGGCACCUAGCCCGGGCGACGUCAUGUGCCUCACGGCAGAAAUUGAUCGUCGCAUAUCAGACAAGUUUAGUGGACGCUGCUAUGGCCCUCGCUUCACGAAUUUCCUUCAAGGGGUCCAACAAUUUGCUGCGCUCGGAGAUGUUCUAGUGGGAGGCUCCCAAAAUCUCAUUGCAUGUGGUGUGUGGUCAUUGUCCAUCGUAACUGUAUCAUCUUACGUCGAUAAGUUAUCCUCAAUCUUCAUGGACAUUGGCCGCUCAGCUCCACGCCACCAAGCUUUGACCUUACUCUAUCCUCAAUCGAAAAAGCUACCAUCAUACCUUUCCGAGUACUUCACUGUUGUCGUAAACUUUUGUCGACUCCUUUUCAAGUUUGGACAGAAAUCAGCAGUCCAACAGUUUGCAUCAGCCCUGAGUGAAUCACGUCUGAAGUCCUUUCAAGUCGAACUCGAUCGAUGGGCACUCUGCAUCAAAGAAGAAACAAGCCUGGAAGACAUAAAGGAGGGGACUGGAUUCAGGGUUGUGUCCAAAAAGUUCUUCCAAUCAACCUCAGACCGGCAGACGCGUCACACCAGGCUCAAAGUGCUUGAUUAUUGCUCCACAUACGACCAUGAGGUGACGUGGAAGCAGAUCAGGAAAGCUGGCAACACAUCAUCUUACAUGCAGUGUGCGGAUUAUGCAAAAUGGAGAAAUUCAGCGGAGUCAAAAACAUUGAUAUUUGUGGGCAAGCUGGGCUCUGGCAAGUCUGUGUCACUUGCAAAUAUCGUGGACGACCUGAACCUGUUCGCAGCUCAAGAACGACAUCCCGUGGCAUUCUUCUUUUGCAAACACGACGUCUCGGCAAGCCUAUCAGCGCGAACUAUCAUUGGCUCAUUAACCCGGCAAUUGCUGAAUGCUGUGCCCGAUCUGUCCAAGGUCAGUCAGAGCUGUGAAGAUUCCUACGCUACUGGCGACGUCGACAAGGUACUUGACAUCCUCAUUCGAGCCUUUCCGUCCCAUUGCAAAGCAUAUUUCGUCUUGGAUGGAUUUGAUGAAUGCAACACUACGGAGCAGGGGAUCUUGAUACAUGCAAUCAACAAAAUCCAGACUACACAAAAACUCGUUGUCUGUGUCUCUCAACGCCAGGAGUCAGGUCUUGAGGCGCGAUCGGCUGUAGGUGCAUUUUACAAACCCCAUAUGGUUUCAUCUAUAGACAUCUCGUCAGAUAUCGAGGCAUUCAUCGAAGCGGAAUUGGAGCGUUGUCUCGACCAAAAGCUUCUGAACCUUGGAGAUCCGACUUUGAUAUUGGAAAUUCAAACAGCCUUGUCCGAGGGUUCGCAGGGUAUGUUCCUUUGGGCAGCCCUCCAAAUCCAGUCUUUAUGCCUCAUGAAGACUGACUACGCCAUUCGAGAAGCACUGGCGGACCUGCCCCGCACUCUCUCGGAAACGUUUUCCAGGAUUCUACAGAAGUCAGGAAACUCGGAUCCAUCCCUCCAAACUAAAACGCUACAAGUUGUGCUUGCAGCCUGUCGACCUUUGACAACAGAUGAGUUGCGGGAAGCUCUAAGCGUUACACCAGGAGACAGCUUUUUAGAUUCUUCGAGAAUCUUGAAUGAUGUCUACUCAGCACUAGCUUGCUGCGGAUGUCUUCUCAUUGUUGAUGAAGAGGAGCUCACCGUCCGGGUCGUACACCACAGCGUUAAGCAGUACAUCCUAGGCGAACUUGAUAUCCCGAAGCGUGUGAGCUUCUCAUAUCAAGAGGCGCAAAGAACGUUGGCAGACAUCGUCAUCACAUAUCUCAACUACGACGUCUUUGGAACCGAAUUAUCGAACGCCAAGGCUCUACCAAUUCUAACGCACUCUGUACCAUCUAAGGUUUUACAAACUACUCUGGAUUUCUCAAACACUACACGUCAACUCGCUCUGAAGAUUCUGAGUUCAAGAAAACAGUCCGCGUUUGACAUGAGCAAAACUAUCGCAGAAGCAUGCGGCCCCUCUCAACCUAAGCCUGAAAACCCAUUUCGGUUUUAUGCAUAUGCAAAGACAUAUUGGCAAGACCAC